Messenger RNA from Planococcus citri (citrus mealybug), 1415 nucleotides. RefSeq names its product endoplasmic reticulum protein 29-like protein wbl (gene wbl). Gene Ontology annotation, cellular component: endoplasmic reticulum; endoplasmic reticulum lumen. The record is from RefSeq and is a predicted model, not a curated record. Gene Ontology annotation, biological process: protein secretion. The coding region runs from base 276 to 1025 and encodes 249 amino acids. The transcript is spliced from 3 exons. NCBI's taxonomy places the organism in Eukaryota, Metazoa, Arthropoda, Insecta, Hemiptera, Pseudococcidae.
GGUGUUGUUGCCUGUUGGGCACUGGACAGCUGGGUCAAUGCGGUGUUUGAAAUUUUAGCUACGUGUUCAAACUCUACUGGGAAUGUUGUUAUCAGCGAAACGGCUGAACUAGACCAAUGCUGUCGGCCUCUUAUCACGCACCGGUCAUUCGUGCAUUUCAUAUCUAAUUCGACGACUUCAAACAAUCGUUUUGAGGUGUAAUUAGUGUUACGAAGUUAUUUCCAGUGAUAUAGGUAUAACAUAUAUUGGAUAGAAAUCGCUUAUCCCUUAUUAAAAUGUACAAAUUCUUUUCAAUUUCCGUGAUAUUAUACUCCAUUUUUCAAUGCAUAAGUGCUAAAGGAACUGUGACGCUUGAUAGUUUAACUUUCGAUAAAAUUCUCUCGAAAUUUCAAGCCACUUUGGUGAAAUUCGACGUGGCCUAUCCUUACGGGCCGAAACACGACGAAUUCGUUAAAUUUGCCGAAUCAAUUCACAACCUAGAUAAUAUGCUAAUGGCUGAAGUUGGAAUUAAGGAUUACGGCGAAAAAGAUAAUGAAGACCUGGCAAAAAGAUUCAAUGUGGUUGAUAAAGAGAAAUAUCCGGUGGUGAAAUUAUUCAUUCAAGGAAAAAAGGAUCCAAUUACAUUUGAAGCUGAAAAUGAUGAAGAUUUCACGGUAGAUAAAUUACGAAGUUUUGUUAAACUGAACAAUGAAGACAUUUAUAUCGGAGCUCCAGGAUGCUACGAACAUUUUGAUAAAAUAUCACGAGAGUUUGCUUUGGAAAAAAACGCCCAAAAAAGGAAAGAUUUGUUACUAAAAGCUGAAGGAUUGUGGGACAAAGCUGAGGGAUUCCAAGAACAAAAAUCGGCCGAAAUUUAUGUAAAAACUAUGAGAAAAGUUAUUGAGAAAGGAGAUAAGUUUAUUUCCGCUGAAAAAGAACGUAUUAAUAAAAUUCUCAAAGGAGACGUCUCUAAAGAGAAAAAACAAGAUUUCACUUUGAGGUUAAAUAUUUUAGAUUCAUUUGUAUUAGUUCACGAUGAGCUGUAAUUCUUGUUUGAUACACGUCAUUUUGCACUGAGCCUUUCAGGUUUGUCAAUCGUAUGUACUUAAAAAAUUGUUUCUAAUGGGUUUUUGUAUAGAGAGAAGAAUCAUUUUUUAAACAGUUUUCGUGUUUUGUAAAUUCAUUAUGGUCUCAUUUUGUAUCAUACUUGUAUCGAACAUCAAGUAUUUUCUUGUGCUCAUAGCCACAUUCGUGCAAUCUUGAAAAGUGUUUUAAUUUAAUAGGUACUAACAUUAUUAUUAUUAUUUAAAUUUAAAUUAAUGGUGAACGUUCGUAUUUGUAUCGUACAUUAUGUGAUGAAAUGCAUUUAGAAUUUCUAAGCAAUUCCAAUUUUCAACCUUAUAAUUUUUAAAAUAUACCUACUUUUUCUUGUGCAA